AUGAGAUUCCUCUUUGUGCUCCUACUGGUGGUUCAGCUGGCCUCCGCCCUGUUCGGAAUUGGAGGGAAGUCCAGUAAGAAGACAACCACCAAGCAAGUGGCUGCCACCACAACCAAAGCGACGACGACCACUACCCAUGCCCCGACAACUACAACUACAACCAAGGCCACCACUACCACCACCACCACUACUUCAACUACAACUUCAACUACCACCUCAGCUCCAUCUUCCACCACAACCACAACCACAACCACAACCACAACCACAACCACAACCAAGCCCACCACUUCUUCAACUACGACCUCGUCCACCACCUCAACCACCACCAUUCUCCCCACAACCUCCACAACCACCACCCACCCUACUCCCAGCACCAGCAGCACCAGCACCAGCACCACAGCCCUAACAUCAACAACCACAACCCACCCCGACCCCUCCACGGCCCUAACCUCAACAACCAAACCCACCACCUCCACGGCCAUAACCUCAACAACCAAACCCACCACCUCCACCGCAAUAAAAUCCACAACCACCGACCCCAACCCCUCCACCAGCGUCGUCACCACCCACACCACGAACACAAACUCACACUCGGCCUCCUCCGCCAUCGUCCAGCCCGGCACAACAACCACAACACACACCGUCGCCCCCUCCGAGAGUGCAACACACACCCUCACCUCCUCUUCUAAAUCCACCAUCACGCCAGCGACCACGAUCACCUUCUCCUCCGCCCACCUCUCCAUCACCUCUUCCUCGGCCAUCCCCUCCUCCUCUGCCGUCUCCGUCGACUCCGCCCUCUACGCGUACUACUCGUCGUUGAUCUCGCUUGCGUCCGUCUACGACGAGGCCAGCGCCUGCGAGUACGUCGCCUCGUCGACGGGUGUGGCUGUCGCUGCUGCGUCGAGUACGGCGUGA
Aspergillus aculeatus ATCC 16872 is the source of this 915-nucleotide messenger RNA. RefSeq lists its product as uncharacterized. The record is from RefSeq and is a predicted model, not a curated record. Lineage: Eukaryota; Fungi; Ascomycota; Eurotiomycetes; Eurotiales; Aspergillaceae. The transcript has a single exon. Bases 1 to 915 code for a protein of 304 amino acids.